AUACACCCAGUGUUUAACAAGGUUCUACUGUCUCAAUACUAUGAUCUGAGUUUUCCUUCACAACAAAGACCCCCACCACCUCCACCAGAACUCAUUGGUUCUGAACCAGAAUACAAAGUAGAAUACAUAGUAGAUGCUAAGCUGGUGUAUAGAAAGCUCAAGUUCCUUAUUUACUAG
This is a messenger RNA of Fomitiporia mediterranea MF3/22, 177 nucleotides long. RefSeq lists its product as uncharacterized. NCBI's taxonomy places the organism in Eukaryota, Fungi, Basidiomycota, Agaricomycetes, Hymenochaetales, Hymenochaetaceae. The record is from RefSeq and is a predicted model, not a curated record. The annotation marks the transcript as partial. The transcript has a single exon.